This is a messenger RNA of Penicillium oxalicum, 1818 nucleotides long. It is a transcript of the gene ptcA, whose product is annotated as type 2C protein phosphatase PTC6. NCBI's taxonomy places the organism in Eukaryota, Fungi, Ascomycota, Eurotiomycetes, Eurotiales, Aspergillaceae. The record is from RefSeq and is a predicted model, not a curated record. Gene Ontology annotation, biological process: protein dephosphorylation. The transcript has a single exon. Bases 1 to 1818 code for a protein of 605 amino acids. Gene Ontology annotation, molecular function: cation binding; protein serine/threonine phosphatase activity.
AUGAUUGUCUCUUCAGCGCGACGCGUAACAGGCUGGACCUGGACCCGGAUUGGGAGUCGGGGUACGUCUUUCCAGAAUUCUUUGUCCACAUCCCCCAGUUGCAUCAUCGACUCUGCUCCAAAGACUCCGUAUCCUCCAUCUCUAACGCGGAAGCUUCCCCGCAAAUUCCACGCAGGCAUCCUCUGGCCUCACAUCCUGCGAAAGUAUUCAUCCGAAGUCGCUACGCAUGACAAGACCGGUCUCGUGAAACGGCGCCCCCAAUUCCAUGAUUAUUUCGUUACCCAUCUCCCGUCGUCGUCACUACACCCGGACCCUCGAGGGCCAACUUCUCCCUUUCACAAGCUUCCACGGUCGUCGUCAAUACCCCAUGUCGGUGAUAAUGCAGGUUCUUCGCCGGCCUAUCAGCCCUUGAUCGAUCGGGAAAUGACAGUGGUGCGAAUCCCGCUCCGUAGUGCCAAACAUCACUUUGGCGCCGUCACUGCCCGCGGGACCCGCCCUGCCAACGAAGAUACUUUUCAAGCCGGCGUGAUCGAUAUCCCUGCUUUCGCGAAGAGACCGCCCGCAUCUUUGACUAUCAACCGACUCAAGAGAUCAGGGUCAUCAGCCGGUCCGCGCGAGUCGCGGGCCGCAGACACGGCCAACGGGGAUCCACAGGUGUUUUACUUUGGGAUCUUCGACGGGCACGGCGGAUCCGAGUGCAGUACCUUCUUGCAGGACCAUCUCCACGAGUAUAUUCAGAAUUCGGCCGUGGAAUUUGAAGUCAAGUCCAGCCUCUGUAGAGAGCAGCAACAGGUCGGUGGGGGGCCGGCCCCGACCGAUUCACCCGCUUCCAGUGCUCUGCCGGUCCUGCAGGAAGCCAAUCGAGAGCGGAUUGGGGAGAUGGAAAAGAGCCUGGUGCAGAACUGGCGUCGCUUGGUGGGCGGUUACUUUAAGCGCUUUAAGCCGUCUCACUUUGCGUAUCAUGACGCGGACAUUCCUCCCGGAGACGCCGAAGUCAAGGGCCACGUCGCUAUUGAAGAGGUCCUUGAAUAUGCUUUUCUCCGCGCGGAUUUGGAUUUCAUGAAAGCACAGGCCGCCAAGCGUGAUGAUGAUCUGGUGCUCGCCGAGAAGCCUCUGAAUGAGGAUGAAAUCCUCUACAGCCCUAGUUUGACGCGAACCCCCAAAAUCGGGGGCCGGUCCCGGUUCAAAGGUGGAAGUACUGGUAGCGUGGCUCUCAUCUCGACUCCUACCUCGACACCUUUCUGGCACCCCACUGGAUCGUCCAGCCUUGUGGUGGCUCACGUGGGCGACACCCGGGUCUUGCUUUGUUCCACGCGGGAUGGAUCCGCCAUCCCUCUUACAUCCAACCAUCAUCCGUCCUCUCCCAUCGAAGCUGGUCGUCUUCGGCGCUAUGCCGCUACAUUCGUGACCGAUUCCUUUGGAGAAGAGCGGAUGAGCGGGCUCGCCAACACUCGCGCCUUUGGAGACGUGCAGUCGAAGCGCAUCGGUGUAUCCGCCGAACCGGAACUCUGCCGCGUGGAGAUGGGCCCCGCGGAGUUUUCCUUCAUGGCCCUAGUCUCUGACGGAAUCAGUGGCACCUUACAGGAUCAGGAGAUUGUGGACAUUGUCAAAGAAGCCCGCACUCCCGAGCAAGGCGCCCGCGACGUGGUCAGCUUCGCAACCGAAGUCACGAAAGAAGGCGACAACGCCACUUGUCUGGUUGUUCGGCUUGGUGGCUGGGAGCGGCGACUUGAAGGGGGCGUUGGCAGCUUAGGGACGAAGGAAUCUCGCGACUGGCGGCGCGAGGACGCCACUGAUCCGCGCAGGUCACGGAGGUGA